AACGACGAAUGGUAUUAAUAUUUUUGUGUGUAUCGAACAGCCGUGUUGGUAGGUAGUCGUAGUCAGCAGUGUCGUACAUCCCGAGAAUCGUCAAUCGGAGACACGGCUUCAGUUGUGUGUGUGUGUGUGUGUGUGUGUAUAUGUGUGCGUGCGUGUGUGUAGAUGUGAAAUAUAUUUGAAAAAAAAAAAAGCGUCUGGUCGCCACUAUAUUAUAUUGGUAGGCGGGUACCUACACUGCCUACGUCGCGAUGGACCGGAUCGAAUUGGCGGAGAACGUGACGCCGGAUCAUCUGCAAGAACGGGUCGACUUUUUGGACGAAAUUAAAAACAUGGAACGGAAGAAACUCCGGAAAAGUCUCGUGUGCGGGGUGAACGAAAAUCCGCCCGCGUUUAUGACGGUCCUGUUGACUAUACAGGUAGGUACUGUUUACACACAGACAUCAAAUAAAUAAAUCAAAAGCCGGCGGACAAUCUGCAAACGGGUUUGAAAAGUUCGUGUGAGUGGUGGUAUUAGCCGGUACACGCGUACGACCAAUCUGUAUAGCAGGACGCACAGGGUCGGCGCUAUGUAUUUUGCUGCCCUAUGCAACUAAGAAAAAUGCCGCCCCUUACAAUAAAUUGUUGUAAAUAUAAUUAGUGCAUGGUUAUUUAUGCAAAUUUAACACAAUUAAUUAAAAACUGGGUUAUAAUGUAGGAGAUCAACAUCUAAACGGUGAAAUUUUGUCUUCCAAAAAAUGAAUUAUAAAGUAGGUUGAAUCAAGGUGCAAUACCUUUAUUUAAUAAUAAUAAUAAUAAUAAAAGACGUCCAAAAUAAUGAGGUUAGUUGCGGGGGUGGCCACUGUUAAAAGUAAUUUAAUGUACACUUGUAAACAACGAUAAACUAUUGUUAACGAAAAUACUAUUUUGAGCGGAGUUCAAUUGAUAGUGCUGUUUUGUCAACAAUAAAUGUGUCGUAUUAUGGUGAAAUUCUAAUUAUUUCAAUUCCAAAAUUAAAAUGGAUCCUGAUUUUUCCGGUUUUUCACGUUUGCUGAGAAAAUCUAAAAAUGGCUCUCUCAAAGUACCUUCUCAGUUAGAUUUCCUUUCAAAAAAUGUGCUAUCAUUGUAAAUCGGAGUAAAAUCGCUGGUCGAAAAGUUGUCUACAGAAAACAAUUCUUUGUAAAACCGUAAGCUUCUUCACUCCGCUCAGAAUUUAAAAUAGAAAUAAUCAAUUUAUUUAUUUACAUUGUUACAUUUGCUUGUUAUACUUAAACUUCAAAUUAAUAACUUUUUUAAAUUCAAAUUUUCCGGUCAAAUAAAAAUAACAGUAUCGAAUUAUUUUUUUCUCAAAAGUUUGUUAAGUUUAAGUCUCGUAAGACUACUUCCAUUUUCGUUGUAAGUGCUGUUGAUAAUAAUCUUCUCAAAAGAUUCUUCUGAUUUUAGUUCUUUUUAAUAUUUCAAUAAAGUUUCUGAAAUGCCUAAUGUUAAAGAUAUGUCAAAAUUUGGCUUUUGCAUUAAUUUACUGAUUGGAUUUAUAUGAUUAAGUGACUACCAAAUGACAAAAGAACAAAUAAAUUUAAACGUUUUUAUGCAAUUACAUAAAUAUUUAGCUUCGUGUCUAACCAUUGAAUCUAAAUCUGUGUUUUCUGAUAUUUCAAAUAAAGCAUAUUAAAUUUCUCCGAUAUAAUCUCGAAACGGUUUAAGCGCCUUUAUUCGACUUUAUCGUGAUUUGAUUCGGCUCAUGUUUACUUACUAGAAACCGUAAAGACAAUCGAGCGGAUUUGCUACAAUGCCAGCGACUAGUCCAUAUUAUGAUAUUGUUUAUUAUUAGGUACUUAUAUAGUACUACAUAAUAUAAUAUAACGCAGUACUAAUUAAAAGAUUAUAAUAUGCAUCAUUUUUAUUUGAAAACGAUGCCGCCCCUGAAAUUCCAAAAAAAAUUUGUCACCCUGUGCGGUUACACGGGUCGUACGUGCCUCCCGCCGGCCCUGAGUAUACACGGAUUUGUAAUAUAUCCCAUACGAAACGUACUUAAGUGUAGUCAUCAGUGACAUAGCCAGUGGGUAGGCCAGGGCCUAUCUAUUUACUUUUCUCCAAAAAUUAACACAAUUUUAAAAUUUGCAUUAGUAGUUUUUCCUAUUCAAAUAUUUAGAUUUAUUAUUUUAUCUGGCCUAUCCAGAAAAAUAUUUCUAGCUACGCCUUUACUGGUUGAUUUUAAAUGGUAAUUAUGUUAUAUCUUUACCGUAAACACGGUAAGUGGUGGUAGUUAUAUCCCAGUUUUGAGAGGGGAGUGAGUUUAGAAAUUAACCAGAGGUCACGGGGUUUAAUCCUUGUCAUAAUCUUUGUUGACAGUACGGAAAAUAUGUAAAUUUCGGUGGUUUUAAUCCAUAACCCAAUCGUAUACUAAAUAAAGUAAUUAAAACUCCAAGGGAAAGGUGAUCCAUCCAGGAACGUAUUUAGGAGGGAGGGGUAAUAGGAGCAAUUGCUACGAGUGCCACAUUCCAAGAGGACGUCAUAAGACACGAUGAUCUUAUAUUUUGCUCGUCGCCAAAAUUAGUGUUGUAAAUGGACGUUAAAGCAAAGUACCCCGGGUUCAAAAUGUGCAAAUACGUCUCUACGUAAAUAUCGUCUACUCCUCAGAUAUUUACGAUCUACCGCUGUAUAAUAGUAUAGGUACCUAACUGAUAGAAAAUUUGCACCAGAAUAUAUUAUACGGCAAAAGUUAAUAGAAAGUGUAUCGAAAAAGAAAAAAGUUUUGACUAUAUUUGAUACGUUCUUAAUAUUAUUGACGAUAUAUUGUUUUUAUAAAUUGUGUGUUAAAUGGUUUUUCGAAGAGAUUUUACAGGGUAUAGUUAAGACGAUUGAACUCGUGCUGACCUAUAAUGAAGGAGAAUAUUUCGUCCGGGUAUGUAUUUCUCGAAAUGUGCCUACGAUUGUGCCUAUUGGUGAGCGAAUUCCACUUUCGUAUACAUUAUUACUAGGAAAUAGGAUAUGCGUAGCUUAAAAAAAAAUAAAAGAAAUAUGCGAGCACUUAUGUAAAAAAAACUCUAAAAUAUGCACUAAAAAUAGGUUCUAGACAUUUUUUUCUAGUAAUUAAUUAAAAAAUAUUAUUUAUUUAAAAAAAAUCUAAAAUAAGAAAAACAAUUACUUAACUGAAUUAUAUACUAUACCAUAAUUAAAUGAAGAAAAAAAACCUUUUUGUUUAAAUGAAAUUUUUAAUUUUGAUUUUUAUUGAUAAAAUUAAGUAAAUAUUAGUACAUUCAAUUGAUUGAUUGAUUUUUAAAUAUAUUGAGUUCGAUAUUUCUUCUUCUGACACCAAAAAAAAAAAAUAACAUUUUUAAUCUAUUAAUUUAAGAUAUAGUUAAUAAUUUUUCUUUUUGAUAAACGUUACAUUUUUAGAAAUUGUAAAAAGAUUGUCCGAAAAAGCAUAAAAUAAAACUACAAAUAUCUCAAAAAGCAAAACCUAAAUGUAUACAACAUGAAAUUAUAGAUGUUUUGAGGCUUUGUUGUAACAUAAAACGAAUUUAUUUCAAACUGCAGGCUUCAUUUCACGACUGCGUAAAAUAAAUAUGCGGAAUUCUAGAAGUCCUCUAAUUUAAUUCCCUACCAAUGAGUUUUCGCAUCCAGUAAUAACGAGCGUAGUUGUUCGUGACCGUCCCGGGAAACUCGAAAUUUUUCACUAAAAUGUUUGGUUGGCAUUUAAAAUUCCGUAAAAUAACGAGAGACUAGAGAACGACAUUUGGGGUCCCGUGUAGUCGUUUUGUUUCGUAUAACAAUAAUUAAUUGUACUACUCUAACAAAAUAUAACAUAAUUAUAAUUUAUUGUAUUAGUGUACCUAAUGUACAAAAUUAUCUUUCAAUAUUAUUGUUUGAUUUUAGAUUUUUAUUGUAGUGGAGAUAAGUUAUUCAGUUUUAUAUAGCAGGAUGUGUUUUAUUUUCUUGGAAAAAUAUUUUUUCGGUUACCAAUAUUAUCGCGCCAAAUCGUAUUAAUAUCAUUCCCACCUCAAAAGACGCUGGCUUUUCAACCGGCGAUACUCUAAUUAUUGGAAAAAUGUCUAGGUUCCAAACAGUUUUUCUAAAAAAAAAAAAAAAAAAAAAAUAUAAAUAAGAAAAAAAUUUGACUACACAAUAUCGAUCCAUUGGUUUUCUUUUUGGGCUGGAACCUGAUGGUUGCAAUUAAACAAUAGAAACCCAAAAAGCAACACAAUUAACCAUGAAAAUAGAUGCGACAUUGCCACUUUAUAUCAUAAAAUAUUAUUAUUAGAGACUGAAUUUAUAUGUUCUUAAAACCCACAAAAAAACACUUAACAAAUAUACAAAAACGCAAAAAUAAUAGAGGGGUAUAAUAGUCUCGCUCUAAUAGAUUUAAUUUAUAAAUACAGUUUUAUAACACUACAAAAAUAAUUAAUAGAAAGUAAUUUUUUUUAUAAUACAUACGAUUUUAAUUGAAAGAAAUCAUUUUUGUAGUGGUAGGAAAUUUAAAUUAAAAUUAAAAAUUUACUUUUUUAAAUUUUUAAAGUUUUUUUUUAGGGAUUUUUUUAGUGUUUUUAAGCGCUUUUUUAUGGAUUAUAAAAGAAUAUAAAUCCGAAAUCUAAUUAUUAUUGAAAAAUAAAAUAUAUUUGAAUAUCAAUAUUUAGGAAUAAAAAUCUUUUAUUGGUUUUUAAUUACAUAUUAUGAUAGCGUUUGCUGGGUCAGUUAAGUUAAUAUAUAGUAUAAUUAAAAUUUUUUCCCCUAAAUACCAAAUAUAUAUUAAAAAAAUUAAUAAAAAUACCACUCAUAUAUGAAAAAAAGUUAAAAUUUUAAUUUAUUUUUCUAAAUACUUAUUUCCAACUUUUAAUAAAUAUUUAAGUAGAUCAUCAGCAUUUUUAAAUUUAAGAGUACUCCCGAUAAGCCUUUAUAGCAAAGUUCAUUUUUUUGGUUUUCGAUUACACUAAGUUUUUAUGAAUUUUUGAAUUUUCUUGAUAGUUUCAGUCUGAGUUUCUUGUAAUACUAUAAUAACCAAGUGUAUUUUUCUCUUGCCCAGAAUAGAUUGUUGCUGUACAAUCAAUUUUUGUACAUCACCAUUUCCCUAUCUAUCCCGGUUAUUUUCAACUUCCGUGAUAACCCAUCGAUCGAUAGCAAAUUAUUUUUCGACUAAUAUGUUAUAACCAUCACAACACACGUACUAGUGAAAAUCUGACAACGUUGUAGACAAUAUUUAUUUUUUUUAUCGUGCUCAGGCGGGUCGUCAAAAAGGUCGGCCGAUAACGACCGUGUUCAAUUGGUAAUCACCGUCUUUUUGUUAAUUUUUGGGUUGCAUCGGCUUAAAUGUAAAUAAAAAUACAUUAUGAUUCCAGACACUUGGUUGGGGGGAGGGGGUUAAGUAAUAUUUUUCAGAAAAUCGUACAACGAAAAGCAUAUUUGAUAUUUUAUUGUUUAUUUAUACUUCAUAGUAUAGAUGUAAAUACCACUAACUAUACACUUGUACGUGUCUGUAAUAGUCGAAAGUAUAAUUUCUUUUUUGAAAGUUGUUUUUAACAAAAAAAAGGUCUUAGAGCUUUCCUGGUGCCACCCCUGGAAAAGGGCCUAUAUAGGACGGCAAUUAUUAUGUAAAUACGAUCUUGCAAGAUGUAUUAUAUUCUGUAUGUCCGUAAUGUCGAAGAUCUACGCAGUAGAUAUAUUAUAUCCUAUGUUUGUAGCAUUAAUUAUGUAUUUUUUUAUUUGUCGCAGAACUUGGUUAUGACCGUAACCGGUAUAAUUUUGGUGGUUAACGUUCUGGCGCCGAAACUGUGCAUUUUGCCAGAAGACCCGGCUCAAGCGUACCUGUUGUCCACGUCCGUCAUGAUGGCCGGUAUUGGUACCCUGUUUCAGACUCUCGUCGGUGUCCGGUAUGAGCAAUAGUUCCAGAAAAUUGCGUUACCUAUUUCUAUGCCUAAAUUAUAAUAUUUUAUAUCCACGUAUAACCUUUCGAUUUUUCCUACCUACCUAUUGUAUUAUAAUAUAGGAUUCCGAUCGUGCAGAACAGCGGAUUCGUGUACAUGACCUGUCUGCAGUCCAUGUUCAGCCUACCCGGUUGGCAGUGUCCCAGCGACGUGGAUCUGUUCUCAAUGGGCACAGACGCCAGAACCCUAGAAUGGCAACACCGGGUCCGGUCAGUCCAAGGCGCCAUAAUCGUUAUCGGCCUUGUUCAGAUGUUUUUGGGUUACAGUGGUAAGUAUAAAAUAACUAUUAAGUAUAAUCUAAUAUAAUAUAGGUUAGAGGUUACUUAUAGUAAUAGUAAUAACUAAAACGGUUAUUAACAAACAUUUCUUCACUUCAUAAAAUAAAAUAUAAAAAAUGCAUAUUUUUAAUCUGAAGACGGUACUCUGUUAGAAACAUUUUUCGAAAUUUCCAAUAUCUUUUCUAUAAAAAAAAAAUAUUGUUGUUUUCGUUUUUAAAAAACACCUUUUGUUCAGGCAAAUGUUCCAAUCUAUUCACGCAGUAGCCACCUCAAAAAUGCGGAAUUUUUGUCUGACGGUCUUUUAUUUGAAAUAUUUAUCAAAAUUUGCAGCAGUUCAUCUGUAGAUCGUUUUUGUUUUGUUCUUUGAUAUUUGCUGAUUUCUAAGUCAACUGUAAUUUUAUUUGAUUUAACGUUGCAUGUAGUAUAUAUAAAUUAAAUUAUCAUAUAUAUAUAAUAAUUUUGGUCUUUCCGUGAGCAGUAUUAAUAUUUUUUUUUACUUUGUACUCCCUUCCGUCAGACUGGUAGGGUCAGUAAGCUAUUACUCCGAGGGAGGGGUGCAAAUGCGAUCGUACGUUUUCUAUGCAUAAUUAUUUAUAUAUUAUACAUAACUAUAAUAGGAAUAUUAUAAUUUUCGUGUCAUAUUGCUUAUAAUUUUUUUAUUUUUAUUUUUAUUGUUGUCAUUUAUUAAAUUUUAGCCUCGACAAUACUAUGAUGUGUAAUACAAUAUCGAUACGGUGUACAAUUUUAAAUUGAAAAAAAAAUUAUUCUAAAUAAUAAUAAUGAGGUUAUAUAAUGAUAUAUAUAUACAGCUAUACGUGUUACAAGUAAUAACAAUGGAAAAUUGUUUAAAAUUUCGUAAACAAAAGUCUUUUCCUCCCAAUGCUAUUAUAUUUGAAUGUGUAAUUUGUCGCCACAUUUUUGCGUAUAUAAGUACUAAUUUCUUAUAAUAUGUUAACGUUUUGUAAUAUCAACAACACCGUAGUCGUAAUUUUUGUAUUUUUGUAAUUUAUUUCAUAUAAAAAACCAGUAGGGCAACCAGGAUUUAUUUUAGGAUUUAUUGGGGAGGGGGUGGGAUAGGUAAAUAUUCAAAAAGUUUCUUAUGUUCACAAGUAGACUACUGUUUCUGACGGGUAGUUGGAAAUCUAUAGGAUACAUAGGGUAAUUUCGUUUACAUACUGUACGCAAAAAUAAAUAAUUGGAAAUUAAAAACGAUUCUCAGUAGAUAGUAUAUUAAUGUAGUAUAAUAGUCUUGUUUUUUCUCUUGUUACAUAGGUAACCCAGAAGUCAACAAAAUUAAAUAAUAAAAAAAGGCAUAGAGAGAUGAACUUUUGAAAAUAUCAAUAAAUGUUUCAAAAUACUCAUUGAAAAAAUUGGAGCAUAAUAUGAAUAACCAAAAAAAAUGGAAAAAAAUUAACCAUAAAUCGUAAAUUUCGAAACAAUUUUAGUUAAAAUAUCAAGUACCAUCAAGUGAAAAAUCAGAGCAUUUUUAGUAACUGUAAACGAGUUUUAUGAAAAGAAACUAUCAAAAACCUAGAUUCUUCGUUACCUAUGUACUUAGAAUUGACCUAAUUUGAAAUAUUGAUUUCGUCACAUUUUAUUUCUUUAGGUGAAAGCCAAUGGAAAAUGAUUAUGGAUGAUAAAAAUAAUAUAAAAAAAAUAUGUAUAAAUACCUAACAUACUUCGCACUACAGAAGUUUCGUACGGUAAGGUGUGUGUCGUGUUUUUUUUGCGCAUGGCCAAGAUGACCUUGAAAAUUAACAAAAUAAAAUAAAUUUGCCUAUCGUCAUUUGUUGUUAAUCAUUUUAAUUUGUUUAAAUAAUACGAUGGGAAUCUAAACAAAUGAAAAAAAAUAGUUUUUAAGAAAUGCCGAUAUUUGAUCUAAGCCAUAUAAAUUAUUACGUAGCAUUUUAAAAAAUCUUAAAUUUCGGGGAGUUAAGUCAAAUUAAAAGUUUUUACGGUAAGUUAGAUUAUAGCGGAAUGUCUAGUACGGGCCUUUAGAAUAACAUGUAAGUUGUAGCUUAAGGAGAUAAAUCAAUCUUGCUUCGUGUAUAGUAAAUUUGGCGAAUAGUUUUAAUUCGCCUUUUGCCACCUUCCUCGAGCGAACUGAGAUUUAAAACAUCGGCAAUGACUGGUUCAUAACAUUGCUAGGGGCAUUGAAGAGACUUCUGGGUUCCAAACUGUUGAGCUAUAAUCCAGAAUAGAUCGUACUCCAAGAGUGGAAAAAAAAGAGUAACUCAUCAUGGUGUAGAAGUUUAACAUGCCGUCGUUGUAUAAAUCCAGGAAGCCGUAAGGCCUUAUAAGUAAUACAUUAGAUAUGUGAUGUAAAGGAUAGAAGUAGGUUGUAUAAACUCUAUAAAUCCUUGAAAUAUUAUUAACAAUUUAAAAAUCCCAAUAAUUUUUCAUUUGCCGUAUAUUUUGUACAAAUAUUUAUUUUUGUCUUUACAUUGUUUUCUUAAAUGUAGUAGAACUAACGCCGACAUUCCAUAUAGUAUACCUAGUGCGUAUCUACCUACUAUAAAAUAUGCAGACAGGUUGAUAUAAUGAAUUAAUCGUAUAGGUACUUAUACUUCGAUAUUGACCACGGUAUUUAAGACGGGAACAUUACCAUUAUAUACGUUUUAUACGGAGAAAAAAAAAUAUUCAGUGCCUGCAGGUUACUCGAUUAGUAAAAAAUUGUAUUUUAAUUGUUUGUAGUUUUUAUUAGGUAAUAAACAGUAGGCCGAUUAACAAAAUACUAUUACAUUGGCUUUAGUCGUUUAAUCGCUAAAGAAUAUACAGAGUGUAAUUUUUUGGGAAAAAUCCGUCCCCGGUUAUGAUAUUGUUAUCAUAAUAAAAUCAAUGCAUUCCUCGCUACUCGUGUAAUUUAAUAUAAUUGUAUAGGUAUCUACGUACACGUGUCAAAAGCCGGAUUAAGGUACUAGUGGACCACGGGGUUAGACUUGGAAACUGACCAAUUCUCUUUAUGUACUUGAUUGUACAUUUUUGUAUUACAAAAAUUUGAAAUGAGCAUAUUUUUUCAUAGGUAGGUACAUAAAUGAUGACACUGAAAUGGGCCAUUUACAUUAUUGGACACGGAGAACUUCCCCCUGACCUUCCCUAAAUCCGGGGUUUUUUGAUCAAAUGUUAUAAUUUAUUUUAUUCAAUCGAAAUUUACCCGAGAUUUUUAGCAACAAUACAAAAUUGUUUUAAUGAUAUUUACAUUACAUAAACUAUUAUAAUAUUAUAUUAUAUAUACGUGUAUCCAAUAUUCUUUUAAAAAUUGAAUAAUAUAAUCUAUAACUAUUACACUUUGAACAUAAUAUUAUACUGUUAUUAUAACGAUGAAUCAAAGUCAAUACACAGUUUGUAUACUUGGGCUUAUACAUUAUAAUAAUAAUAUUGUAAUACUGCUCUCUGCUUUCUUUGUCUGCGUAUUAUUAUUUGUUGACCGAAUACGAUUGAAUAGGUUUUUUCGUCUAAAUUCAAUAAUUUGUUUUAUAUUGUCCUAUUACAAUAUUUAUUUUUUAUUAUUUAAUUACAUUUUUUAAUUAUUAAUAUAGUAUAUAGAGCGAUCGAUUCGUUAUAAAACACGACUACACGAGGCAUAUCUAUUAUUUUAUAAUUUGUUAUGUACUCAUACUUAUCUUUAUAGUUAAUUUAUUUUUUUAUUCUAAAUAAUGUAUCGUUGACAAUAAACGUAACGAUUUUAGUUAGUUUUUGAUAAGGCAAUAAUAAUAACCUUUGUACUUUACUGCUGUCGACUGACUAAUAUGAUUAGAAUAAAAAUGUUGUAUUCAGAACGAAAAGCUAGGCAAAAUUGAAGGGUUUGGAAAACAGAUUUAGGUUGGCUAACAAGUUUAAUAGGUACUGACGGAGACGAUUUUAUAUAUUUCGAUUGUUAUCUGUGUUAGAAGAAAAUAUAUAAAUCGAAAAACACUAUAGUUUUGUUCAUCGAUAUCACAGCUGGAAAAAUCGGUAUUAAAAAGACAUAUUAAGCUGUUAAUCAAUCAAAAUACGUUUUCAAAACUAAAAUCAGUCAAAUUAAAUCUUUAAAUUUGUUUGUCUGGUUUUUCGCUCUGAAGUCUAACACGUCUAAACGUCAUAUUCGUUCGUAAAAAUGGCUGUACUUUUGCUUCUCUUAAAUGGUUAUCGCGGGCAUUAGAUUAGUAGAUCAGUCUUAUCAUUAAGGUGAUAAUCCUUGAUUAACGAGAAUAUUGUUGGUAAUAUAGUUUUUGUUAAAAUCGAUUUUGUUUUUUUAUUUUGUGUUGUAAUUUUUUGUUAAAAUAAUCAGAGACCUGAGAGUUUUAGUGAUUAAUUAAUUAUUUUCGAUACAUUCUAGAAUUUGUUUAGUUAUUUACAGUUGUUUCAAAUUAUUAAAAACUUGUUCGGUUUUACGCGGAUAAAAACAUGUUGAUUCAUAUAAAUGCUAAAAUAUUUGAUUCGAGACCCAUUGUCAGGUAUAUUUAGCGGUAAAACAAAAUGUUGAGCGUAAUGUCGGAAUUCAUUUUUUAUGUGUUUCAAGUUCAGAUUUAUGAUUAAGUUCAUAAACAAUGCGAACAAUUGUAAUUUAUUUUGUAGUUACAAGUUAAUAAAAUUGUCGGGAGUUAACCGUACCCUCUGGGACAGUGCGGGCUGGACCUUACUCUGUUCGCCUCUGAUCUAGAAAAACGUGUAACUAAUAAUAAGAAAAAAACAAACAAACAAUACCAGUAAGGUAUGCCAUGCAGGCUUUGCGUGUUAUAAUAUUAUAAAUAAUAAUAGUAUCGUGUUCUCCGUUUUCAGGAGUCAUCGGUAAGGCGAUCAAAUACAUCACACCGCUGACCGUGGUGCCGACCAUGUGCCUGAUUGGCCUGUUGGUCAUCCAGAAAGGAGUGAUCCUCAUGUCGGGCAAUUGGACGGCGGCUAUCUUGUAAGUGGUAUUGUACAAUUAAUAAUAUUGUGUUAUUACUUAUUAUUAUUAUUAUCAGCUCGGUUUUAUUUUGAGUUUUCAAUAUGCAGAAAAAACAAUAAUAUUAUUAGAUAUAAUUAUUUUCCAAAUCUACAGGGCGGUUACUUUUGUUGAAAAGUUAAAGGUCAAGUUAUAAAUAAUGAUUGAAUUAGAUGAGGGAGACGCGGGGUGUGGAGUGCCUCUCUCUUCUAAAAAUAUUUCAAAGUAUCCCUUUUAAUUAAUCAUAAUGACAUCUGCGGCGUUUACUAAAAACGUAGGAUUAAAAAUUCACCGAUUCCAAAUACUUAAAUUUACCGACUUGAAAAAAUGUUUUUGCUCAUUAAUUUGUCCUUUGAUAAAUAAUACAUAUUUAUGAGUAUGAUAUGAUUUAAUAGUUUUGGGAUAACUGUGUAAUAAAAUACAAAAACAAAAAAAAAAAAAACGUAGAAAUUAUUAGUUUUAAAUUACGCAUCAUUGAAUUGCCUCUUCAAUAGUCUAAAUCUUUAAGUUAUCGGAAAUAUCAAUCCCUCCUUCUUAACCCCUAACACCGGCCUUGAAUGGACAUUAUGAGCAUAUAUACAAUAUACAUAAAUGGGCAUAAAGUGAAUUCAAUUUGAAUUUAAGCACGUUUCUUUUACACUGUUACAUCCCCCUUUUUAUAAUUUCCUGAAAUUCAAACACUGUUAAUAGAAUACUUUAUGUAAACCACGAUUAGGUUAAGUUUUAUGGUAUACGAUCAGUAUUUCGAAAUAUUUUGUCAACGAUUAUUUUCCAAUUUUUUUUUUUAAUAUAAUAAUAUUAUUUACAAUACAUUUUUAUUGGUAUUUUUUUUUAAUAGUUAUUAGGUAUACUUCUAAUGAGUAUAGCAUAUUAACAGCACGGCCUAGUACAAGUUUUUUUAAAUGAAUGUAUCAUAUAAUAAUAUGUGUAUGAAAACAAUAUGAAAAAUGACAAUUUUAAAGAACUAUAAAAUUAAUGGGCUUUAUUUUUUUAUCUCAUGUAAUAUAUAUUUAAUAUAAUUAGAUUCGUAUAACAUAAUGUUAUAAUCUUUACGUUAUCGGACAUCGAAAAAUAUAUAUAUAUAUAUAUAUUUACACAAAACCGAUAUGAUACUAUUCCACUAUUAAAGAAUAGCUAUACUUAUACAGAGCGGUUUUUUUUAUCAUGAUUCUGCAACAAUUAACGAUGAUUGCGAGACAAAUUGAUUUUGGUCCCAGGACCAUAUUUUUUUUUUUUAUAAUAUUGUAUUAUGUAAUUUGUUUUCCUUUAUUUUUGGUUUAAACAUGUCCGUAGCCAGACCAAAUCAUCAGGUGGAAUAAGUGUAUGUACAUUAUAUUCUAUGGGUUAGAAUAUUUAACACGAGUUAUUCAGGAAAAUUAAAACAUGAUUUACUACGAUGUACUUUUUGUCUGGCAAAAAGGCAUAAGUCAUACAAUUAUAUGACUUGAGCCAUUUGGAAUGCCAUAUUUAUAAGUCAAGCCAUUUAGAAAUAUUAUUAUAUUAUUUUAUUUAGCAAUCCUCCUCCCAACAUCUUUUUAAACCAAAUUCGAAAAGUAAAUAUGUUUAAAAAAACAUUUCGAUACACAUUAUAAUAAUCGUAUGAGUACCGUUUUACUAACUUGGUUGGUAUACCAGUUCAAAUUUUUACGCUUUAUAGAUUAAGUAUCUUUUUAAAAAUGGAUAUCAAAUGUCAUACUUAUUGUACUACUUUACUCAUAGUAUUUAAAUACAAUUUAAACAAUAUUAUUCGAUAUUGGUUAAGAAAAUAAUCAAAGAAAAAUUUACUUGAAAUUCUCCAGGAUAAAUCGCUGGAUCGCCAAUUAAAAAUAUUAUCAUGUGUAUUAUAACUUUUUAUGAAUUAAAACACUAUUUCUAAAAUAGAAAUACCAGUGCACAUUAAAUACUAUUGUCAAUAAAUUGAAAUCGGCGAUAUUAACGAUACAUUAAAAUAGCUGUGGAAUCUUUAAACAAUAUUCUAAUGAUUAUUAUGAUAUUCUCAUCCCUGUACUUGAAUAAAUACUUUGAUGAUAUUCCUAAAAACUAUUCGUUUAUAGUAUUUUUUAAAUGUAUUUAAUACAUUUAAACUGUUUAAUAAUAAUAACAAUUUAUACCAAUGUUAUAUUGAGUUUUUUUUUUCGAUUCUUAUAUAGCACGCUAUGUUUAUUGACGAUAUUUUCUCAAUACUUGCGUAAAGUGGCGAUUUCCUUUCCGAUUUAUUCGUCCGUCAAAGGAUUCAUCCUUGUACGAUUCAAAAUAUUCGCACUGUUUUCGGUAAGAUUGCAGCUUCUGUUACCAUAAAACACUGUGUGUGUGUGUGUUAUUUUAUUUAUUUGGAUAUUAAUUUUUCUUUUUUAGAUAUUGUUCAGUGUAGGUUUUAUGUGGAUUGCGUGUGUGUACAUGACCUUCAAAAACCAUUUAUUACCCACGGACCCGGCAAAUACGGAUUCAAAAUAUGGAAUAUUCUACAACGCUCAUGUUUUUCGAUUACCCUACCCUUGUAAUAUUAGCUUAAAAUAUUUAAUAAAACUACUAACGCUUAUAAUAAUAUAACAACCGAAAUUUAUUGAUUUCGAGUAUUAAAUUGUUCACUUUUCUAUAAUAUUGAAUUUUUUUUUUAUUGAUAGACAUUAGACACUAAAGUGCUGUACUGGACACUAGUGGCCUACCCAGAUGUGUACAGCUAAAUAUUUUUCCUGUCAAAAUAUCUCUGAUCAAAAAAAAUAUAUCUCCGAUGAGCCUACGCAAGUCGAAAACUAUAUACACUUUUAUCGUGGUAUCUCAUAAUAUUCCGCAAUAGUUAAAAAUAAUAACAUUAUAUUUUAUAACAUUUAUCGUGGACGACAGGUAAAUUAACGAUAGAAAAACGAGUAUUUUAUAUCGAUAACAUUGUAUUUGGAACGCGGGAAGUGACUAUUACAUAUUAUACAAUAAUCAUAUCAGUUAAUACAAUAAAUUUAUAAUCAUUUUUUUUUUUUUUGUAAAUUUGUAUACACAAAUUAUUUAAUGUGUCACUAAAAAUAGGUAACUAUAAUGAAUCAAAUGUUUAUAAUAGUAGAUUAGUAGAAUUGAAAUAUUUAUUUAUUUUUACCGGAGAUAUUUUGUCAGACCACCACGUCGUCGGUGUUCAAUCUCUUCACGUAUUUUUUUUUUGUAAACACUAACAUUUUCGAUUAAAUAUUAUGCUAUAUUAUAUACUGUAUAGUGUAUACAGUUCAAUAUAAUAUUAUAAUCCUCUAAAGACAGAGCCUUGUCGUGAUAACCAUAACUCUUUGUCGUUUUCCACAUUCCUCAGCUGUGAAUUUUAAGGGACAUUCAUAAGAUACUUCAGAUAUUUUCAAGUUAAAAGUAUGAAGUUCUUGGGCGUCUUCCAGCCGCCCUCCCCAAGAACUUUCAUUCGAAAAUGUUUGUUUUGGAAAUGUUAUAUCUAAUUAAAAAUCAAGUGUCCUAUUAGUUUCGUUUUUCUCUUCAAUAUUUGUUUCAUUAAAUUCCUUUUUUCUUUAUAUUGUAUAACUAUAUAAUACAUAUUAUAACUGGAAUUCUAACAACCCUUGUACAUUUGGUUUAUGGUUUUAUUUAUUUAUUAUUAUUAUUAUUUUUUACAGUUCAAUGGGGACCGCCGAUAUUUCAAAUGAACAUAAUAUUGGCUAUGUUACCGGCACUGCUUACGAGCAUUGUCGAGUCCGUCGGAAAUUACUAUACGUGUUCCAAAUUUGCCCGUAAGUACGGAUGCUAAUUAUUAGCUGUACCUAUUAAUUUGUAUUAUAAUAUUAGUAUCAAUCGAAAAACAAUAUCCGUCUGAUUCGAUUUUAAGAUUUAACACCUCCACCGGUAAGCGCAGUGAAUCGGGGCAUCGGUGUACAGGGUAUCAAUUUGAUAUUAGCCGGUUUCCUGGGCACGGGUUCCGGUAUUAGCGCGUCCGGCGAAAACGUGGGCAACAUCGGAAUCACGCGGGCAAGUAAUUUUUUUAGAUUCUAAGUGGAGCGAGUAAUGUUUAUUUUUUAUUAUUAAAAUUGUAGUAGUAAUCCGGACAGUAGUGAUCCAAAACAUUAGGUGUUUGGAUUUCAAACAAUACUAUGUACUUAAAUGAUAUAUAUGCCAUUAUAGUUGUACAAUAAUACGCGUUCAGCCGGAAUAAUUCGUAAGGAGCAAAAGAGCAUACAAAACGCAAUAUUGUUGUUUACAAUAAUAUUAUACUGACCACUGGGCGAUAAAAAAUCUGACAUCAGAUAUGAAUUCGUCAUCUUAUCGUUCUUUUUUCUUUUUUAAUCUGAGCGUAUUAAGGAGAAAGUAUUUGCUAUGACGUGUACUUAAUUCUAGAUUUUAGUAUGAUGUCUGCUUAUUUGUUUACUUUUAUUUUUUUUAGUUUGUAAACAAAUUUUUUACCAGGAGUCUUACUAUAAUCGUCAUUUUUAAGAGUGUUUCCUAGUGUUUCUUAACCUGAAGGGUGCAACUCUUUUGGGAAUUAAUUAUUUAGGGGCGCUAAAAAUAUAAAAAAAUAUGAGAUCGCCGUGUAUUAAAUAUAUAUUUAGGUUGCUGAAAAAUUGAGUAUUCAUUUAAGCUGCAGUGGUUCUCAACCAGGAUGACAUGUAACUUUGGAGUAGCAUAGACCCAGUGCAGAAGAGACAUGAUAUCCUCGGGGGAAAAAAAAAUUAGAAAAUUAUUUAUUUUUUCGAAUAAAAUUGUAUUAUUAUUGUCACUGUCGUGUAAUCGCCACAAUUGUCGGGACAACAUAAUAUUCUUUCCUCACCCACCACUCACUCUUCAAUAAUACCAUUGCUGCUACUAAAAUUGUAUACUAAUGUACAUGGGCAUACUACAACGUUCUUAUCUUUGAACUAUUUCUAUUUAUUCAAAUGUGUUUAUUACAAUAGUAAACAUGUUUGAUGGUAGUUAAGUAAUUUUUUAUCAAGUUAAAAUUUUUAUGGAAAUUCUUAAAAAUCGCGAUAAUUCAAAAUAAAUGUUCAACCGAACUUCGCUAAGAAUCGUUUUUCGUUAGUAAUGAUUAAUCGUCGCGUACAUAUUAUUUACAUUAAAUUACUGAAUAGUCGAUGUAUCCUGAUUUCCUAACUUCCCAUCUACUACAGUGGCACGCUGGUCAGAAGUAUUAGGUCUUCUUUUUCUUAUUGGAGCAGUAUUUACUCGUGUAUAGUUAUUAUAAAGAAAAUGUGUCAAUUUUUUAGAAUGCAAUGGACGGUCUACUUUUUCACAUAGUAUCUGAAGAUGUCUACUGAUGGUAUUGAACGCUAAAUAUCGAACGAAGCUCGUUAAAAAACAAAAUUAUUUUAUUUCGCAUUUUUACCUAUAAUAAUAUAUGUUUCGUUCUCACAAUUUGUAUUUAUUUUUUUAUCGAAGUUAUUUUACGUUUAUUUCUUCGAAAUUUAGUCAUUGUAUACAAACUUGGAUAUAAUGUAGUGUCAUUAUCGUUACUAAAACAAUAUUAUACUGCAAACAGUUAUAGAAAUACAUAGGAAAUAUUAUAAUUUUUAUUGAUUUCAAUAAAUUAUUAUGCACAAAUUUGUUUUGGCUGAGCAUUUAUAUAAUUUUUUUUUGAUCUAAUAUCUUUUAAUACAUUUUAUUUAUUAUUUUUGUAUUCAAAUAUUUUAUUGUUUCAUACGUUUAUGUUAUAGAGUUGAAUAUUUAAACUAAAUUCCCCCUCCUCCGGUUUAUGGAUAUUUUAAUAUUCAUAAUUAUUAUUCUAAUGGAAAGCUAUUAACUAUAAUAUAUUGAUACAGUACUUUACGAAUUUAUUGAUUAGUCAUAAAAUCGUACAGUACGAUUUAUAUUAUGUAUAUUAUGUUACGUAUAUAUAUAUAUAUACGUAUAUAUGUAUAUAUACGUGUAUAUUAUGUCUCGUAUAUUAUGUUACAGAAUUGAUAUUGUAUUAUUUAUUUAACUGUACAAACAAGUUUUUUCAAUUUAAUAGAAAUAUUCAUACAUUGUCAUAAUAAUAUAAUUUGUAUGUUUUUUAUUCACAGAGAUCGUAUGUUGAAUUAGGACGAAAAAGAAAAUUAUAAAAUACAAUAUAAUGUAACAGACAUUCCUUUAAAAAUACAAGUUAUAAUUAUUACAGUUAUAACUUAUAAAUUUUGACUAUUUCAAAACUACAUGAAUUAUAUAAGAUAACGGAUAGUGUAUUGAUUUGGAGAAGAUAAUUGCUAAAACUAAAAAAAAAAUUCAUCUAGUUAAAUCUAAGAAAAGUGAAGUAAAUGUGAUAAGACAAAUCGAUAAAUUAUAUUUUAAAAAAAUAUUUCACGACGAUGUCAACUACUAUAACGUAGGUGUAUUUUGUUUGCCUGCUCGUUAGGAACUUUUGUUUUCUAAUAAGACAAUAAUAAUAAUAAUACAUACAACAAAAAUAAGUAAUACUUAUAACAAAUCCAGUUUUAUUUCGCAGUGAUUUCCGUCCUCUGGUUUGUUUUCGGGGUAUAUACAUGAGUGAGAGAUUGAGGGAUUUGAUCUCUUUUUAUUUGUACAUAAUGCGUACACAAUUUUGAAUAUUAUGAAGAUUACGCAAUUUCUUCACGAGGAAAUGGUUUGACACCAAUUGUACCACCGACUGGUUUUAUCAUAUAUAAUGUUAAGGGAUUUUUUUUCUUAUUUAUAAUAUUACAUUUUUUUUCUUUAUUGAGUAAUAUUUUCAAACAACUAUAAUAACAAUUAUGAGUAUACCUAGUAACGGUAUUAUAUUAUUAUUAUAUCGUGUUUCAGGUGUGCAGCAGAAAUGUGAUCAUGUGCACCGGCUGUUUGAUGAUUCUCGUCUCACCGUUCACCAAAAUAAUCGCACUGUUUCUCACUUUGCCGGACCCGUUACUCGGUGCUGUGACUUCUGUGCUGCUCGUAUUAAUCACGGCCGUAGGCAAGUUGAUUCAAUUAAUAACAAUAAUAACAAUAAAUCGUAGCGAAAUGAUAUUUCUGUAUUAAAUUACUAUAUACGUGUCCAAAACACGGUCAGAAUAUCAAUAUAUAUAUCAAUGCGUUAAAUUACGAAGAAAAACAAAAUAGUUAUCCAAACACCUCGCCAUUUAUCACUUUCUCUCCCAAUUAUUGGUCAUACUCACGAAAUCGUGCUAUUAAUACAAUUAUAAUUGGCGCGUGUAAAAACGACUCGUUAUUUUAAAACCGAUGACAUUUCCGUUAAAAAUAUAAUCGUAUAUUUUAUUUUCAUCAAUAUGUUUGUUUCUUUCAGCGCUGUCCAAUCUACAGUUCAUAAAUCUCAAUUCCAUACGGAACAUGUAUAUACUCGGCAUGUCCAUAUUUUUCGGAUUGGUAAAUAUUACGAAUUAAAAAUAUAUCAUAUAUUCGUGCGCAGAUAAUCCAUUGAGUUUUAUUCCCUUCACCAUUCGCAGGUGGUACCUAUGUACGUUUCAUCGCUAGACGAGAAUUUCAUCAAAACGAAAUACGAAAUCGUUAAUGAAGUCCUUUACGUCUACUUGUGUUCGGGAAUGUUUAUUGGUGGAUCCAUUGGUUUUAUCUUGGACAAUACGAUACCAGGUUCGUGCAGAACUUACAUAAGAUAAUAAUAACAAUAAUAAUACCUAAUUGAAAUAUUUCACUUAACAUGAAUUAUUUCGUGAAAUAUUUCGAAACGUUAUAUGUAUAUUUAUCACUUGAAAUUUUCAAACACUAUAAUAUAGAGCUAGCUGAGAUUUCAAUGCAAUUAUUUGCGUUAUUUCCCUCCAAGAGUUUGCUGAGCAAUGCUCAUUGUGAUUUAAAAUAUUCGUUUCGUGUAUUUUCGAACAGGAAUAAGUAAUGUUAUUCGACAUUUGUUGAUCAUGUUAGGUUUUUUCAUCGUUUAGUGUGUUUAUAAGUGUACUCUUUUGAAUUUUUGGGGCAUAAAAGCAUUUUCUCUAGGACAUUUUUGGGAUAUUAUGGGUCAUUACAUUCCUAGCCCUAAGUUUAAUGUUUAAUAAUAAAAAACCACGCAGAUCAUUUAGAAUUUACAUAUUCGUUGGGGCGUCCGGGAAUUGUGCCACAAUGAACCUUUUUUUGAAAAAGGUACAUGGUAAUUGUCCACUCAAAUUUUAAAUUUAUAACAGAUAGACCCGGUGAUUGGGUCACUAUUUUAAACGAUUUUUUAUUAUUGAAUCCGGUAAGUGGGCCACUAUAUUUUAAUACAUUUUAGUUUUGACAAAAGGUGAACCUCUAUUUAACAUCACUAUUUUAAACCAUGUUAUUAUUUUUUUCACGAUUUAAAUUUUUUAUGUUCGUUGUAAUCUAUUUAUGUUGAUUGUUGACGCACUUUUGAAUACUGUGCAUAGCAAUUUGUAUCACAUUAUUUAAAAAAAAAUUAAUAAUUAUUUGACUAAUUUUAUAUUGUAUUUUAUAUUAUGUAUUUUAAUAUAUUUAAAAUUAUGUAUUUUUGUGUUAUACAUUUGUGGCCCGGGUACCCUUUAAAAAUAUACCUUUUACUUGUGGUCCAAUACUCGGGUAAUAAAAUGUACACAAAUAUUGUUCACGAAGCAGGCAGAUAAAAUGUGGCCCAAUUCCCGACUGUCAUUUCGUUGACCUAAUAUUUUGAACUAAUACACCAUUUGUUUAAACUGGGUACAUAACAUAAUUUGUUUACACACUAUAACUUCCACGUGGGAGAAGAUUUGGUCCCCCUUUUCGGUUAUUUGUGAUCUAUUAAUUAAUAUUAAUAAUAUAACUUAACCGUGUUAAGGUAAUACAAUUUUUUUUUUUUUUUGAAAAUCAUUAUAGGUAUUAUGUUAUUUUACAUAUGAUUAUUAAUCAUAAUCAUAAUCCUAUUCCGUAGGAUUUCAUACGGAAAUAUCACGGACGUUUGACAUUUUUGUUAAUUUAAUACAGGCUUGAAAUCGUUUCCGGAGAAAUAGGUUAUCCGACAAAUUUUGGCAACCGUUAACCGGUUUUCAGGGUGUUUAAAAUAGCGAUAAUCGAUUACCGGUUACCAAAAUAACAUUUAAAAACCGGGUUAUCGGAAAGGGAAUUCAAAUCUUCAAGAUUAUUUACCAGUCACUUCGGAACCGGUUUUUCAGUUUAAUAUAUUUCAAACUCAAUAGAGGCGAUUAGUGUGACGUUAUUAUGUAAUAAUUAUCAUUAUAAAGUAAGAUUGGUUCCAAACAAAUAAAAAUUUAUAUGUACAUUAUAUGUAAAGUAACUUAAAAAUCAUCAUAUUCUACAUUUAAGGCUUUAAUAAGUACCUACUUAAAUAUUUUGAUUUUAUUGCUGAAUCCAAAUUUGAGUAAUUAUUUUUUAAAAAUAGUGAAAUAUUAGUUUGUAAGCAUCAAAUCAUAUUUUAAUACAAUAUAAACGUUAAAAAGAUAUUAUAAGUGUUUUUAAUGGGACUUGUUUGGAACCAAAUUAUUCAAUUAUUACUAACAGACUGACAAGAAAAGCGUAAUGUAUAGGCACUAAUCGCACCCAUACAGUGCAAUAGUCAAUAGACCAUUUUAAUACUAAAACGUAGCCCAUUAAUAUAACGUUAAUUGAUUUUGAGAUUAACCGGUUCCGAAAAAAAAAGGUUUUAAGUUUUCACUAAGUUUCACUAACAAAUAAUCAGAUGAUAAAAUAAUAAUAGAUAAUUGUUUUUAAUAACAGGUAACACAUGUUAAAUACUUAUUUUUGAAACAAAAAAAUGAAAUUUAAUAAUAUAAUAUAGUUUGAAUUAUACUUAAAAAAAUAAUAAUAGUGAAAAUAGUAAAAAUAAUUUAAAAAUUAAAUACUCGUACAUAACAUUUUAUGAUUAAAAAAUGUUAUGUAAUGUUUUAUAUUAUUAAUAUUUACACCACACAAAUAAUUUAAAAGUUCAUCUUUUGAAAAUGUAUAAUAUUAAAACUACCAAGUUUUUUAAUCUCCUAUUAAAAAUUUUAAGAUUUUAACUUAAAAUACUUUCGAAUAUUAUUAUUAUUUUAUGAUUAUAGUUCAUAAAUAAGAAAUUAAAAACGGAUAUAUUAACUAAAAUACUUCAUAAACAUAAUUUUUUUUUUAAAUGAUAAUUUGUUUAAUCAGGAAAAUCCUAAUAAUUUAUUGUCUUAUCCUAAUCAAUAAAAAAUUAGUCGGUGUCCAAUCGUCCGUGUAAAAAAUUAUGUCAGGGGUCGAUUGUUCGCAUACAGCGUUUUUUUUUCGGAGGGACCGAUAAUUAUCCCUUCAACAUACGUUUACUAAAUUUUGUGAUUAUCGGUAAUAAAUCAAUAACAGCUUCUCAAAAUUAAAACUUGAGAACCGGAGAGCAGUUACCAGUCCCAAAAGUGUUUACCGGUCUCAAAAAUCGAUUACCGGUUUCAAGCCCUGAUAUUUAAUAUUAUUAUUUUUGAAUUUGGUUGAUAUAUCAAUCAAGUACAAUAUUAUAUUCAUUUUUUUUUGUCUAUGUCCUUGACUGAAUCAAAUACUUGUAUUUUAUUAUUAUUUUAAACGAAUUAAUUCUUUGUGACAUUUUAACUUAAAAUAUCGUAUUAGCUGAAUUACCCGGUAUUUGAAAAUAGUGAUACAUCUUACAUACAAAUCUGUGUGUUUAACGUGUCUCACCUAUUCCACCCUUAACCCUAUCACAGUUAAUUUUUGUUGCCCGAUAAUUUAUUUUUAAAUAUGGUAGAUACUUUAUUAUUCGUAGUAAACAUACUCUAUGGUAAUAAACAAAUUAAAUAAUAAUAACUAAAAACCAAGGCUAUUCAUUUCAAAAUUACCAAAUAAAUAUCAUUACCAUAUUAUGUUAAUCUCCUCUAGGUUUAUUAAACAUGUAAUAAUAAUAUGUUAAAUAUAGAAUUUAAAUAACACAAUUGUGUUUUUUUUUUUUUUUUACAUAUAACUAGUCGAUUACGACGACUUCUACGAUAAAAAUGCGUAUUAUCAUAUGCACAACAAUGAUUUCAAAAGUUCCAUCGAAAUCGAAGACGAACAAAUUUACAAUAUUUCGGACAGACUGUACGAAAUGAUCAAUUGUAUUUUGUCUGUUUUUGUAUAAUAUGUAAUGUAGUUUAAUAAUGUACUUCUGUAUAAUAUGGGGGGUAAUGAUUUCAACAGUAUAAAAUAAUAUAUUAAAUACAAUUUAUUCGAUAUAGACUGAGCAAAAUGUAAUUAUUCUUUUAUUAUAAUUAUUAUAUACCUAUGUACUCGUAUAAUAUAAGACGUAAAUAUUAACAUUAUAUACUCAAUCAAAAAAAUAUGUCAUUUUUUAAUAUUUUUUUUUGUGUACCUAUAUUAAUUUUUUUAUUUUUAUUACUAUCACUACUACACUGUACUUAUUCGUAUAUUUAUUCGUAAUAUCUAUUGUUAUAUUGUACAUAGACUUUAUCGUUGCAAUUUAUAUGGUUUUGAAUGAAACUAUACUUAGACUUGUGUAUACUAUACUUAAAUCUCAGCCCUCAAGUACGCGAAUACUAUCUGCGACCACAUACAUACAUACAUACAUACAUACGUACUCGUAUUUUAAGUCAUUUGCGUGAAUAAAACUUAUUUUAAUAAAUUAUGUAUAUUGUAAUGAUAAUAAUUUUAAGUUAAUCUUAACAAUGAUUGCAUGUGUAAUGCAAAAUAUUUUAUUUAUUAGGCCUAUACGUUACUACGUAUAAGGUAUAUCUCGUUAAUUUAUUGCGGUUAUUUUCUCAGUUCGAUUUAUUAUUGUACUACUUAGAUACCUUUUUUGUAAGUACCUAUGUGCCAUGUUAUUAACUGUGAAUACUACUACUAAUAAUAAUAAAUAAAUAUAUAUAUCUAUAUAUAUACAUAUAUAUAUAUAUAUAUAUGAUACGUCAAUCUUGUUGACUCGCGUAUCUAACCUAAUGUAGUAUAAAUAAUGUUAUAUUAAUAUUAUACAGCUGCAAGUUGUCCGGACGAGUCUUUUUUGUGAAAACCGUUUUCAGAAACACCCGAUUUCACAAAACAUUAGCGUAUAUAAAUAUUAAAAUUUAUCAAUGACGCACGCAACACGUAUAACAAUAAUAAUAUGAUGGCGUGACGUAUGCAUACGUUUGUAUUAUUUUCCCCCUAUUAAGAUUAUUAAAAAAAAAGAAAAGAAAAAGAAGUAAACACACACCCGUGUGCAGGUAGAACACAGUCACUGUAAAGUCGAGAACUAUAAUAUAACACAAUACUUAACACUAUAUACUCAGGGUUGGCAUUAUCACAAAUACGUUAAUCCAAGAUAACACUGUAUUUUGUAUACAUUUUAGUUUAUGUUUUGUAUUUUGUAUCAAGAUAAGUUUUAUUGCGGUAUCAAGUAUAUUUUUUGUAUUAAAAGUAUAAGACGCUUAAACAUUUUUUGGUAUGAUUAAAAAAAAAUCCAAAAAGGUUGUUCAUGUGUACUUUUUUAUAUAAAUAACAUUUAAUACAUAUCUAAAUUUUAAAUAUAUGUUAUUUAUAUUAACUAAUAUUGAUUAAUAUUUAAUAGAAAACAUUUAGGUAC
Messenger RNA from Cinara cedri, 23439 nucleotides. The record is from the annotation of a GenBank genome assembly. Lineage: Eukaryota; Metazoa; Arthropoda; Insecta; Hemiptera; Aphididae.